Messenger RNA from Arabidopsis arenosa, 1738 nucleotides. The record is from the annotation of a GenBank genome assembly. Lineage: Eukaryota; Viridiplantae; Streptophyta; Magnoliopsida; Brassicales; Brassicaceae.
AAAAAUCCUCCAAAUGUUCUUCUGAAUCCAAAAGCCAUGGUAGAUCCUCUCCCUAGACGUUUCCUCUCUUCCCACAAAUCUCUCGUCACUGUUUUCUGGAUCGCCACUUUCGCUUCCUUAUUCAUCUGGCAAUUCGGCGGCGUUUCUACAAAUCUCUACACUGGUUUCUCCGUUUUCUGGUCGUCUUCAACAACAACAACAACAACCACCGCAGCCUCCGGAGAAUUUCCCAAGCUCAGACCUGUAGUUUUCAAUUUAACAGACUUUGGUGCCGUUGGUGAUGGUGUCACAGUCAACACUGAGGCUUUCGAGAGAGCUAUUUAUAAGAUCUCAAAGCUUGCUAAGAAAGGAGGUGGUCAGCUUAAUGUUCCUCCUGGUCGUUGGCUCACUGCUCCGUUUAAUCUCACUAGUUAUAUGACUCUUUUCCUCGCCGAGAACGCCGAGAUUCUCGCUCUCCAGGAUGAAAAGUAUUGGCCUUUACUUCCUCCUUUACCUUCAUAUGGUUAUGGAAGAGAGCAUCAUGGACCUCGUUAUGGGAGUUUCAUUCAUGGACAGAAUCUUAGAGAUGUUGUUGUCACAGGGAAUAAUGGUAGCAUCAACGGGCAGGGGCAAACGUGGUGGAAGAAGUAUCGCCAAAAGCUGCUUAACCACACGAGGGGACCCCUGGUGCAGAUAAUGUGGUCAAGUGACAUUGUUUUUGCCAAUAUCACUUUGCGUGAUUCACCAUUUUGGACGCUUCACCCAUAUGACUGCAAAAAUGUCACAAUCACCAAUAUGACCAUUUUGGCGCCUGUGUUUGAAGCCCCAAACACUGAUGGUAUCGAUCCUGAUUCGUGUGAGGACAUGUUAAUUGAGAACUCUUACAUCAGCGUUGGGGAUGAUGGAAUCGCAAUAAAGAGCGGUUGGGAUCAGUAUGGAACUACCUAUGGACGACCGUCAAAGAACAUACUCAUCCGCAACCUCAUCAUCCGCUCCAUGGUUAGCGCUGGUAUAUCAAUAGGAAGUGAGAUGUCUGGUGGUGUCUCAAAUAUCACAGUCGAGAAUAUUCUGAUUUGGAGCUCCCGGCGUGGAGUUAGGAUUAAAACCGCACCAGGACGAGGUGGGUAUGUCCGGGAUAUAACAUUCCGGAAUGUCACAUUGGAUGAAUUGAGAGUUGGCAUUGUCAUUAAAACGGACUACAACGAGCACCCAGAUGGUGGAUUCAAUCCCCAAGCUUUCCCGAUACUCGAAAACAUAAACUACACCGGGAUUUACGGUCAAGGAGUGCGUGUACCAGUGCGUAUCCAAGGAAGCAAAGAGAUUCCGGUUAAAAAUGUAACCUUCAGGGACAUGUCAGUGGGGAUAACGUACAAGAAAAAGCACAUAUUUCAGUGUGCGUACGUGGAGGGGCGUGUGAUAGGCACCAUCUUCCCAGCUCCGUGUGAGAACCUUGAUAGGUAUGAUGAGCAGGAACGGUUGGUGAAGCAAUCUGAUUCCCAGAAUGCAACAGAUAUAGACUACGAGAUCUGACCAACAAGAGACAUGGGUUUGGCCUCUGCAACAAAUUUGUUUCGUUGGAGUUUGUACAUAUACAGAGGAAUUUGGAAACCAAAGCAGAUCACAGUCAGAUUAAAUUGUAUUUGCACUCACAAAGAGGAAUUUUUCCAUUGGUCAGUUAUGUUAUUGGGUUCUUGUCUAUCUAGCUUUGUUAUACACAUAAAUGGGAAUGGUGAGAUUCGAAUAUAUUGCUUUUGCGGCA